Molecule: messenger RNA, 1737 nt
Organism: Panicum virgatum (switchgrass)
Lineage: Eukaryota; Viridiplantae; Streptophyta; Magnoliopsida; Poales; Poaceae
Product: xyloglucan galactosyltransferase KATAMARI1 homolog
Exons: 1
Coding region: 1-1737 (578 amino acids)
Molecular function (GO): glycosyltransferase activity
Source: RefSeq, a predicted model, not a curated record
AUGGGGAGCGGGCGCGCGCCGGCGGCGGCGCUGCGGGCCGCCAGGUGGCUCCUGCCGCUCGCCGUCCCGGCGUGCUGCGUCGUGUGGAUGCUCCUCGCCUUCGCGCCCCCGACGCCGCCCGCGCUCGCCGUGCGUCGCCGCGAGGGUUCCCAGGUCAGCGGUUGGAGGAUCGUUGGCACAAUGCCCGGGCAUGAAGAUAUCGUCCACGCGUCACCGCGGCCGCCGGAGCGUCAAGAGACAAUUGACACCGCGCCGGCGCCUCCGGAAAGCCGAGCAGCAGCUGACACGUCGCCGCCACCUCCGCCGGAGCGUGAGCUGAUAGUUGACGCGUCGCCGCCGCCGCCGCCAAAGCUUGACGAAAUAACUGGCGCGUCAUCACCGCCACCGAAUCAUCAAGCACGAAUAGGGAUUCCGCCUUCGCCACCACCGCCGCAGGUGGCACGUCAAGAACGCCAGUCGCGCGCGGCGACGCGGGCCGCCGUGGCCGACCGGUGCGCCGGCCGGUACAUCUACGUCCAGGAGCUGCCGAACCGGUUCAACACCGACCUGCUCCGCGGCUGCCGAUCCCUGUCGGAGUGGACGGACAUGUGCAAGCACGUCGCCAACGCCGGCAUGGGCCCGCGGCUGACGCGCACCGGCGGCGUGCUCCCGCCCACCGGCUGGUACGACACCAACCAGUUCACCCUCGAGGUCGUCUUCCACAACCGGAUGCGGCAGUACGUCUGCCUGACAGCCGACGCCUCCCGCGCCGCCGCCGUGUACGUGCCCUACUACGCCGGGCUCGACGUCGGCCGCCACCUGUGGGGGUUCAGCAACGACGUGCGCGACGCGCUCGCCGAGGACCUCGUGGAGUGGCUCCGCUCGACGCCGGCGUGGGCGGCGCACGGCGGGCGGGACCACUUCCUCGUCGGCGGCCGCAUCGCGUGGGACUUCCGGCGCCAGGACGGCGGCGAGUGGGGCAGCCGCCUGCUCCUCCUCCCGGAGGCCAGGAACAUGACGGCGCUCGUGCUCGAGUCCGGCGGCCCGUGGCACGUGGGCGACGUCGGCGUGCCGUACCCGACCUACUUCCACCCGUCGCGCGCCGCCGAGGUGGCGUCCUGGCAGCGGACCGUCCGCCGCGCGCGGCGGCCGUGGCUGUUCGCGUUCGCCGGCGCGCGGCGGGCCGGCGAGGGCGGCACCCUGCGCGACACCGUGAUCGACCAGUGCGCGCGGUCGCGGCGGUGCGGGCUGCUGCAGUGCGGCCGCGGCCGGCGCAACGACUGCUACGCCCCCGGCAACGUCAUGCGCCACCUCAAGAGCGCGACUUUCUGCCUGCAGCCGCCGGGGGACUCGUACACGCGGCGGUCGGCGUUCGACGCCAUGCUCGCCGGCUGCGUGCCGGUGUUCUUCCACCCGGGCUCGGCGUACACGCAGUACCGGUGGCACCUGCCGGGGGACCACGCCAGGUACUCGGUGUUCGUGCCGGGCGACAGCGUGCGCAACGGCACGGUGAGGGUGGAGGACGUGCUCCGGCGGUUCGGCCGUGCGGAAGUGACGGCCAUGAGGGAGCGGGUGGUCAGGAUGAUCCCCGGCAUUGUCUACAGGGACCCGAGGACCCCCGCCGGCGGGUUCAGGGACGCCUUUGACAUCGCUGUCGACGGCAUGAUCGACAGGGUUGGCAGGAUCAAGCGGGGGCUUCCUCCCUGGGAGCACGAAGAUGAUCAACGGCGGUGGAAUGGGUACUUCAGCAGCCAGUGA